Molecule: messenger RNA, 6179 nt
Organism: Paramisgurnus dabryanus
Lineage: Eukaryota; Metazoa; Chordata; Actinopteri; Cypriniformes; Cobitidae
Source: RefSeq, a predicted model, not a curated record
AAGCGCGCGAUGUGUUUGUGUAUCCUCGGUGUUUUUCUCUCUUGCGUGUUUCAUUGAGUGUAAACGAAGUAUUGUCUCGGUGAAUUUUAUUGUAAAGACGAUGCAGGACACUACAGUGUGUGACAGUAAACCGAGCUUACAGGAGGAUCAAACCUCCACAGAGUCUCUGGAUUAUGUCUGUAACGCUGGAGAACAGCAGCAGAUCCCGCAGACCAAACUGAAGAUGUGUUCAGUUAAACUCAUCGACUGCAGGAACCUCAUGAUGAAUAUUAAAACUGAACCCACAGAAAUCAAAACUGAACCCACAGAAAUCAAAACUGAACCCACAGAAAUCAAAACUGAACCCACAGAGAUCAAAACUGAACCAACAGAAAUAAAAACUGAACCCACGGAAGAGGAAGAUCGCACUGAUCAAGAUGAUGAUUUUAUUCCAUCAGAUGUGAAGAGUGAUUCAUGUUUGGAUAUAGAAAUAACGUCCUCAACAUCAAAAGAGCGAAUGACAGCACAAACUCUUUCCUGCAUCACCUGUGGAAAGACAUUCAGCUCACAGAGACAUUUAGAGAGACAUGAGAGAAAACACACAGAACAGAAACUCUUCACCAGAUCUGAGAUCAGCUUUACUACCUUACAAGAGAAGAAACUUCAUUCAGAAGACCACAGAGAGAAGAAGAAGAAGAAGAAAAAGAAGAAGCAGUUUCACUGUGAGCAGUGUGGGAAGAUUUUUGGCUCUUCUUCUAAUCUAAAAGUUCACAUGAGGACACACAGCGGUGAAAAGCCUUUCAACUGCACUGAAUGUGGAAAUUCCUUCAAAAACAAACAACAUCUUAAAAUUCACCAGAGAGUUCACACUGGAGAAAAACCUUACGAGUGUCCUCACUGUGAGAAGAGAUUUCGCUGUAAAUAUAAUCUGAAGAGACAUGUGCUUUCACACACCAAUGAGAGACCGUAUCAGUGCAGUGAAUGUGGAAAAACCUUUAGGGAUUCACGCUCAUUAAAAAAACACGAGAAUACUCACAAUAAAGAGAAACUCUAUCAUUGUUCACACUGUGAUAAACGUUUCUUUCAUAAAUAUCAGCUGAUAGUCCAUCAGAGAAUUCACACUGGAGAGAAACCUUACAAAUGCUGUCAGUGUGGAAAGAACUUCACUAGUUCAUCUAAAUUCAGAGAUCAUCAGAGAGUUCAUACUGGAGAGAAACCUUAUCAAUGUAGUGUCUGUGGGAAGAGUUUUAGUCGCGGGUAUACAUUACUAAAUCACAAGAGAAUUCAUACAGGUGAAAAACCUUUCAAAUGCUCUCAGUGUGACAUGACGUUUUCUCAUUCAGGUCACUUCAAAAUCCAUCAGAGAGUUCACACUGGAGAGAAACCUUACGUCUGCUCUCACUGUGGAAAGAACUUCAUUAAUUCAUCUCAUUUCAGAGUUCAUCAGAGAGUUCAUACUGGAGAGAAACCUCAUCACUGUAAUGUUUGUGGGAAGAGUUUUAGUCAAGGGUCUUCAUUACUAAAGCACAAAAGACUUCAUACAGGUGAAAAACCUUACAAAUGCUCUCAGUGUGACAAGACGUUUGCUCAGUCAAGUUCCUUAAAAUACCAUCAGAGAGUUCAUACUGGAGAGAAACCUUAUCACUGUAGUGUCUGUGGGAAGAGUUUUAGUCAAGGGUCUUCAUUAGUAAAGCACAAGAGGAUUCAUGGACCCAAUCCAUCGUGCCAUUUGCUGUUGCCAGUUAUAGGUCUCAUCACUGUAGUGUCUAUAGGUCAAACAAGAAGCCAUAUACAGCAGGAGGCGCUGCAGCUCUUUAGUCCGCAGAUAAACUCACUAAAGAAAGAAAGAAAGAGCGCGACUCUAGUACCACACUUCCAGUCCGGAUGGUGGCGUUGUGUAUCCUCGGUGUUUUUCUCUCUUGCGUGUUUCAUUGAGUGUAAACGAAGUAUUGUCUCGGUGUAUUUAAGUGUUAAGACGAUGCGGGACACUGCAGUGUGUGACAGUAAACAGAGCUUACAGGAGGAUCAAACCUCCACAGAAUCUCUGGAUUCUGUCUGUAACGCUGGAGAACAGCAGCAGAUCCUGCAGACCAAACUGAAGAUGUGUUCAGUUAAACUCAUCGACUGCACGAACCUAAUGAAGAAGAUUAAAACUGAAUCCACAGAAAUCAAAACUGAACCAACAGAAAUCAAAACUGAACCAACAGAAAUAAAAACCGAACCCACAGAAAUCAAAACUGAACCCACAGAAAUCAAAACUGAACCCACAGAAAUCAAAACUGAACCCACAGAAAUCAAAACUGAACCCACGGAAGAGGAAGAUCGCACUGAUGAAGAUGAUGAUUUUAUUCCAUCAGAUGUGAAGAGUGAUUCAUGUUUGGAUAUAGAAAUAACGUCGUCAACGUCAAAAGAGCGACUGACGGCACAAACUCUUUCCUGCAUCACCUGUGGAAAGACAUUCAGCUCACAGAGACUUUUAGAGAGACAUGAGAGAAAACACACAGAACAGAAACUCUUCAGCAGAUCUGAGAUCAGCUUUACUACCUUACAAGAGAAGAAACUUCAUUCAGAAGACCACAGAGAGAAGAAGAAGAAGAAGAAGAAGAAGAAGCAGUUUCACUGUGAGCAGUGUGGGAAGAUUUGUGUCUCUUCCUAUAAAUUAAAUGUUCACAUGAGGACACACAGUGGUGAAAAGCCUUUCUACUGCACUGAAUGUGGAAAAUACUUCAGAACCAAAGAAAAUCUUCAAGUUCAUCAGAGAAUUCAUACAGGUGAAAAACCUUACGAGUGUCCUCACUGUGAGAAGAGAUUUAGCUGUAAAUAUAAUCUGAAGAGACAUGUGCUUUCACACACCAAUGAGAGACCGUAUCAGUGCAGUGAAUGUGACAAAACCUUUAGGGAUUCAGGUUCAUUAAAAAAACACCAAAAUACUCACAUUAAAGAGAAACUCCAUCAGUGUUCCCACUGUGAUAAACGUUUCUUUCAUAAAUAUCAGCGGAUAGUCCAUCAGAGAAUUCACACUGGAGAGAAACCUUACGUCUGCUCUCACUGUGGAAAGAGCUUCUCUAGUUCAUCUAAAUUCAGAGUUCAUCAAAGAGUUCAUACUGGAGAGAAACCUUAUCAAUGUAGUGUCUGUGGGAAGAGUUUUAGUCAACAAACUACAUUACUAAAUCACAAGAGAAUUCAUACAGGUGAAAAACCUUUCAAAUGCUCUCAGUGUGACAUGACGUUUGCUUAUUCAGGUCACUUCAAAGUCCAUCAGAGAAUUCACACUGGAGAGAAACCUUACGCCUGCUCUCACUGUGGAAAGAGCUUCUCUACUUCAUCUAAAUUAAUAGUUCAUCAGAGAGUUCAUACUGGAGAGAAACCUCAUCACUGUAGUGUCUGUGGGAAGAGUUUUGGUCAACAAACUACAUUACUAUGUCACAAGAGACUUCAUACAGGUGAAAAACCUUACAAAUGCUCUCAGUGUGACAAGACGUUUGCUCAGUCAAGUUCCUUAAAAUACCAUCAGAGAGUUCAUACUGGAGAGAAACCUUAUCACUGUAGUGUCUGUGGGAAGAGUUUUAGUCACGGGUCUUCAUUACUAAAGCACAAGAGGAUUCAUGAACCCAAUCCAUCGUGCCAUUCGCCGUUGCCAGCUAUAGGUCUCAUCACUGUAGUGUUUAUAGGUCAAACAAGAAGCCAUAUCUAAACAUGACUCAAAAGCGCAUGCGUUUUCUCUGGGCCAAGGCUCAUUUAAAAUGGACUUUGGCAAAGUGGAAAACUGUUCUGUGGUCAGACAAAUCAAAAUUUGAAGUUCUUUUUGGAAAACUGGGACGCAAUUUCAUCUGGACUAAAGAGGACAAGGACAUCCCAAGUUGUUAUUAGUGCUCAUUUAAGAAACCUGCAUCUCUGAUGGUUUGGGGCUGCAUGAGUGUGUGUGGCAUGGGCAGCUUACACAUCUGGAAAGGCACCAUCAAUGCUGAAAGGUUUAUCCAAGUUGUAGAGCAACAUAUGCUCCUAUUCAGACGUCGUCUCUUUAGAGAAAACCUUGCAUUUUCCAACAUGACAAUGCCAGACCACAUACUGCAACUAUUACAACAUCAAGACUGCGUAGAAUAAGGAUCUGAAUACUGAAAUGACCCGCCUGCAGUCCAGAUCUGAAAACAUUUGGCACAUCAUAAAUAGGAAGAUGCGACAAAGAAGAUCUCAGACAGUUCAGCAACUAGAUGCCUGUUUUAGACAAGAAUGGGACAACAUUUCUAUUCCUAAACAUUGGUCCUCCUCCAGCUGUUCCUUAUAUGUACAUUUAACUUUUCCGGCCUCUUAUUGCUACCUGUCCCAACUUUUUUGGAAUGUGUAGCUCUCAUGAAAUCCAAAAUGAGACAAUAUUUGGCAUGACAUUUCAAAAUGUCUCACUUUUAACAUUUGAUAUGUUUUCUUUAUUCUAUUGUGAAUCAAAUAUAAGUUUGAGAUUUGUAAAUUAUUCCAUUCCUUUUUUACUCCCCAUUUCUACAGUGUCCCAACUUUUUCUGAUUUAAGGUUGUACAACAACGCCCUCACUUGUAUGAUGUCACAGCAGUAGGCAGCGCAAAUAUAACGACAUGCCUGUAAUCCCUCCCACUCUUAAGUAAUACUACCUCGAUCGAAAAGCUAACCAAGCCAAAGUGAAGUGAGCUGACCCGACCUGACUCGCAAAUCAGUGCGGCUCUGGCGGCCUGGUAGAGUAAUAAUUUGAAUGAAAAAUCAUUUGUAUUGUGUACAGUCGUGGCUCGACAGUGGAGUCGAGCUUGCUCAGGAAUGGCAGCAGGCAGGUGUGAGCGCAUCUGCACGCACAGUGAGGCGAAGACUUUUGGAAGAUGGCCUGGUGUCAAGAAGGGCAGCAAAGAAGCCACUUCUCUCCAAAAAAACAUCAGGGACAGAUUGAUCUUCUGCAGAAAGUAUAGUGAAUGGACUGCUGAUGACUGGGGCAAAGUCAUAUUCUCUGAUGAAGCCCCUUUCCGUUUGUUUGGGGCACCUGGGAAAAGGCUUGUCAGGAGAAGAAAAGGUGAGCGCUACCAUCAGUCCUGUGUCAUGCCAAUAGUAAAGCAUUCUGAGACUAUUCAUGUGUGGGGUUGCUUCUCAUCCAAGGGAGUAGGCUCACUCACAAUUCUGCCCAAAAACACAGCCAUGAAUAAAGAAUGGUACCAAAAUACCCUCCAACAGCAACUUCUUCCAACAAUCCAACAACAGUUUGGUGAAGGACAAUGCAUUUUCCAGAACUAUGGAGCACCGUGCCAUAAGGCAAAAGUCAUAACUAAGUGGCUCGGGGACCAGAACGUUAAAAUUUUGGGUCCAUGGCCUGGAAACUCCCCAGAUCUUAAUCCCAUUGAGAACUUGUGGUCAAUCCUCAAGAGGCGGGUGGACAAACAAAAACCCACUAAUUCUGACAAACUCCAAGAAGUGAUUAUGAAAGAAUGGGUUGCUAUCUGUCAGGAUUUGGCCCAGAAGUUGAUUGAGAGCAUGCCCAGUCGAAUUGCAGAGGUCCUGAAAAAGAACGGCCAACACUGCAAAUACUGACUCUUUUCAUAAAUGUCAUGUAAUUGUUGAUAAAAGCCUUUGAAACGUAUGAAGUGCUUGUAAUUAUAUUUCAGUACAUCAGUGAAACAACUGAAACAAAGAUAUAAAAGCAGUUUAGCAGCAAACUUUGUGAAAACUAAUAUUUAUGUAGUUCUUAAAACUUUUGGCCACAACACUACAUUUCCAACACGGGUAGCUGAGUAUGCUUUGAAAGCUGUGUGUGAGCUGGACACGGAAAAAGGUAUACUCGGCCCUUAAGUCUGCUCUCACUGUGGAAUAAGCUUCUGUUAUCCAUUUCAAUUUAGAGAUCAUCAGAGAGUUCAUACUGGAGAUAAGAUAGUGUUAAUUCAUGUUGUUUUUCAUAUUUUAUUUACACAUUUAUCAUUUUUAUCUCUUUAAUUAACUAUUUUUUAUGUGUCAAACUCAUUUUUUUUUAUAUUGUGUGCUGUGUGAUUUUACUAAUUGGUUUCAAAGUUUUAAUGUCAUGAAACCACAAUGUCAUUAAUUGUUCAUUAACUUUGCUUUGUAUAGAAACACAGUGUGUGAGGAACUGUUCAGAUUAUUCAGUAAAUGCUUUGUUCAUUUUUACAAUGAUAAUUUCUCCUGACUUCUGCUAUAGGCCUAUUCUCUGGGCUGGUAAAUUAAAGUUUAUAUAAUUA